AUGCGACUAUGGGGCGCGCGGUCGGAAAGCGCGGCCACGGCAGUCGGAACGACAUCCUCUGCGCCCGCAACGCCAUUCGCUGGAGCCGAUCGGAGCAGCGCGGCUGACCCGGCUUCGAUCGACAAGCCCGCCGUAACCGAGGCAGCCAGCAGCAAAGAGAGCGACCGCACCAAGGCCGGCGACAAGGACGCGCGCAAAAAGAAGCGGGUGAAGGCGGCAGAUCGCACGCGAUACACGCCUCCGGAGACGCGGCUGAGCGACCUGGGCGGCGUUGAUGCGUGCAUUGAGGAGGUGCUGGAGCUGAUUGUAAUGCCGCUGAAGCACCCUGAGAUCUACCUGCACACAGGCGUGCAGCCGCCGCGCGGCGUUCUGCUGCACGGGCCGCCAGGCUGCGGUAAGACGCUGCUUGCGAACGCCAUUGCCGGCGAGGUUGGCGUGCCAUUCCUGCAGAUCUCUGCGCCGUCGAUUGUGUCGGGCAUGUCGGGCGAGUCGGAGAAGAAGCUGCGCGAGGUGUUUGAGGAGGCGCGCGAGCUGGCGCCGUGCAUUGUGUUUAUCGAUGAAAUCGAUGCGAUCACGCCCAAGCGCGAAAACGCCCAGCGCGAGAUGGAGCGGCGUAUUGUGGCGCAGAUGCUCACGUGCAUCGACGACCUGUCGUGGGAUAAGACCGAUAACCGGCCGGUGAUGCUGAUUGGCGCGACCAACCGCCCCGACUCGCUGGAUCCGGCGCUGCGGCGUGCGGGACGCUUUGACCGUGAGAUUGCCAUGUCCGUGCCCGACGAGGAUGCGCGCGAGCAGAUCCUAAACGUGCUGUGCACCAAGCUGUUGCUGGCCGGCGACUUUGACAUCCGCGAGCUGGCGAAGCGCACUCCGGGAUACGUCGGCGCCGAUCUUACUGCGCUGACCACGGCUGCCGGGAUGAUCGCUGUUAAGCGCAUCUUCCACAAGAUGCAACCCAUUUACAUUGCCGACGCUGAUGCCAAUGGCGAUGCUGAUGUCGGCGCCGAUGUAGACACCGAGCAGGAUAUGGUUGUCGAUGGGCCUGCGCCCGUUGCAAGCACGCCUGCGCAGUGGGAUGCGCGCCCAGCCACCGACCGGCUGCGCACGAUCGCUGCGUUCUUGGAGCGGCACCCCGACCCGCUGACACCGGCCGAGCUGGCCCCGCUUGCAAUUACGAACUCCGACUUUUUGCUUGCGCUGAAGAAGGUGCAGCCCUCGGCUAAGCGCGAGGGCUUCGCGACGGUGCCAGGCGUUACGUGGGAUGAUAUUGGCGCUCUGAGCGCCGUGCGCUCGGAGCUGCGCAUGGCCGUUGUCGAGCCGAUUCGUCGCCCCGAGGUGUUUGCCCAGGUUGGCAUCACGGCGCCGGCCGGCGUGCUUCUGUGGGGCCCGCCAGGAAACGGCAAGACGCUGCUGGCCAAGGCCAUUGCCAACGAGUCGCACACCAACUUUAUCAGCGUCAAGGGCGGCGAGCUGAUGUCCAAGUACGUCGGUGACAGUGAGCGCGCUGUGCGCCAGGUAUUCUCGCGCGCGCGCGCGUCGAGCCCCUGCGUUAUUUUCUUUGACGAACUCGACGCCCUGUGCAGUCGCCGCAGCGGCGACCAGAGCGAGGCAUCAGCACGCGUCGUCAACACGCUGCUGACUGAGAUCGACGGCAUGGAGGGCCGCAAGAGCGUGUACAUCAUUGCCGCAACCAAUCGCCCCGACAUCAUCGAUCCUGCCAUGCUGCGCCCUGGCCGUCUUGACAAGCUGCUGUACGUCGAGCUGCCCACGCCUGGCGAGCGCGCCGACAUUUUGCGCACGCUGUCCAAGAACACGCCGCUUGCUGCCGAUGUUGACCUCUGUGCAAUUGCCUCGGAUGAGCGCUGCGAGGGCCUCAGUGGUGCCGAUCUUGCUGGGCUCAUCCGCGAGGCAUCAGUCGCCGCCCUGCACUCCGUGUUCUUCUCUGAGGACUGUGACGCUGCUGCCACCAGUGCAACGAGCGGCCAUGGCCUUCAGGUGACCCGCGAGCACUUCCGCACCGCGCUGCUGCGCACAUCGCCAUCGGUAUCUGCGGCCGACAUGCGGCGCUAUGAGUCGCUGCGCAAGCUUUACGGAAGCUGA
Messenger RNA from Kickxella alabastrina, 2097 nucleotides. RefSeq names its product AAA-domain-containing protein. Bases 1 to 2097 code for a protein of 698 amino acids. Gene Ontology annotation, cellular component: nucleus. NCBI's taxonomy places the organism in Eukaryota, Fungi, Kickxellomycota, Kickxellomycetes, Kickxellales, Kickxellaceae. The record is from RefSeq and is a predicted model, not a curated record. Gene Ontology annotation, biological process: ribosome biogenesis. Gene Ontology annotation, molecular function: ATP binding; preribosome binding; ATP hydrolysis activity. The transcript has 2 exons.